Messenger RNA from Haemonchus placei, 1731 nucleotides. The record is from the annotation of a GenBank genome assembly. NCBI's taxonomy places the organism in Eukaryota, Metazoa, Nematoda, Chromadorea, Rhabditida, Trichostrongylidae.
AUGGCCAACAAACAGGCCUUGAUGGCCGAGGAAGGAAAGUCGAGUCAAAAAAAAUUCAUCAUUUUCAAUGGUGAAAAAGUGAUUUUUGAAUUGGAACCGAAAGCCGUUGGCUUGACCAAAGACCAGCUCGAGAAGUAUCGAAAUGAUCCGUUCUGGAAACCGGUUCGGACCAUCCUCUUCAUCCUAUUCUGGUUAGCAUGGCUUGGAAUGUUUGCCGGUGCCAUACUCAUCGUCGUUUUGUCACCAAAAUGUGCCGAAAAACAAAAGCCCGAAUGGUGGCAGACCAAGGUCUCGUAUCAGCUACUCACUCCGACUUUCUUCGAUACCGACAACGAUGGCGUUGGAGAUUUCCGUGGUGUCAGUGCGAAGAUCGAUCUUCUUCGAAAAAUCGGAAUCACAACGAUAUAUCCAAGCCCAGUGAUCGAAAUCGAGAAGGAUGACUACUUCAACUCGUACAAUGUCAUCGAUCACAUGGCAGUCGACAAACGGUUCGGUACCGAGGAACAUUUCAAAGAACUUAUCGAUGCGGCUCAUAAUAGAGAGAUGUACGUCGUAAUGGAUCUACCAGUGUCGUCCGUGUCCUCUCAACAUCCAUGGUUCCGUGAUGGAGAAACAGAUGUUUUUGUAACAGCUACUGCAGGCACAGCAGCCUACAACCAACCCAACUUCCAUCCAUUCCCUAACGUGAACUCGACAAAGUACCUUGGCUAUCCGACAGAGUCGAAUCCCGUACUGAAUUGGUCAAGCGAAAAAGUGAAAUUAACAAUCUAUGAAGCAAUCAAAAAAUUUUUGCUGCUCGGUAUUGACGGCUUCCAUAUCGAUCACGUCAGUCAGCUAGCCGUCGAUGACCUGGGGAAACCUGAUCAUGACGCGGCGAUUGAUGUGCUGAAAGGGUUGACGUCGUCGAUCAAGCAAUUCAUUGAGUCUCAUGAUGAUUUGCGCGAGAAGAAGAUCGUGCUGUUCUCAUCACUUCGUGACAUCGAGGAUCUUCAUGCCAAAGCAAAAGAGACUGGUGAUCUUCAUUAUGUUAUCGACAACACAUUCACUUCGUUAUCAACCGAGAAAUGCUCGAAUGGAGUAGCGGCCUGCGUUCACAAUGCUCUCAACGACGCAUAUUCGAGACACCAGGUCGACUCAUUCACUCCUUAUUGGCAAUUUUCGAAUCCAGAUAGCAGCAGGCUAGCGUCUCGAUUCGAUGCUGAAACAGCCAAUUUGCUCACUUUCAUGCAGCUAACCCUCCCUGGAGCACUGUCACUCUACUAUGGGCAAGAACUUGGCUUGGCGAACGUUGGCCAUCCACCAAGUCCUCGUGGUGUAAUGCAGUGGAAACCAUCUGGUGAUGAUCACCAUGGAUUCCUUUCGUCAAGCGAAGCAAACAUCGGAAAGCUAUUUUUCGCCGAAAGUGACAGCACCGAUGAGCAGGAUAAUUACGAGACACAAUUUGCUCAAGAGAACUCUCCCCUGAAAGUCUACCAGAAGCUUGCCAAAAUGCGCCAACGUGAUGAAGCCCUAAUUGUUGGCAGUACGAUACGACACACCGUAGAAGGCGAUGCUGUCAUCUACUCACGAUACGUCAAGGGUGAUAAUGGCACCUGUAUUGGACAUGCAUUCGUGAUCACGUUAAACUUUGGCUCGGACGUGGUUUCAGUCGAUUUAUCUCACCUGAAAGACACCGAACUCCUUCCGGUGAACAAAGACCUGGCCAGGGCUGAGGUAUGCCGAGUGUUUUGA